Fusarium sp. VM40 is the source of this 672-nucleotide messenger RNA. The record is from the annotation of a GenBank genome assembly. NCBI's taxonomy places the organism in Eukaryota, Fungi, Ascomycota, Sordariomycetes, Hypocreales, Nectriaceae.
AUGGCUCCUCUCACUCCCCACUGGCACCAGCCCUCCCACCCCGAGAUCCAAGAGGUCGUCAUCGUCAACGCCGAGGAAUUCACCACCAAGAGUAUCUCGCGCGUUUCUCUCCCGCCUUUUGCUGUCUACGCAAAGCUCGAUUUCCCUCCUUGCACGCGUGUCAGCGAACCCACCUACGCUACUGUGCAGACUGGCCGCGAUACUCAUCUCAACCUGAACAGCGAUCUGCUGUACAUCAAUCAUUCUUGCGAACCUACUCUCUUCUUCUACCCUUCCACCGAAUGGCACAUGGCCCAACCCUUCGACUGCCUCUGCGGAACACCCUCUUGCCGUGGCCGCAUCUCAGGCGCUCAAGACAUGACCCAAGCCCAGCUCGACGGCAUCUGGCUCAACGGUCACAUCAUCCAGCUCCGCGCCGAGCACAUCGCCCGGUCCGAAGACCCCACGGCCAACGCCCUCCGCGAUGCUGUUGUCCACGCCGAAAAGGUCCUCGAGUCAGCUCGUCUUGCUCUUCGCUCCUACGCGAGCAACGCGCACGCUCAGAAUGGAAACGGUACCUUUCUCUCCAAGUAUACGAAUGGAACUCUUGGAAAGGCGGCCGUCUUGGAGCACCGUGGUCCGACUUCUCGGGAGCUGAGCGGUGAGAUGGGAGGUGAUACUGUCCGUGCUUAG